Messenger RNA from Enterobius vermicularis (human pinworm), 450 nucleotides. Lineage: Eukaryota; Metazoa; Nematoda; Chromadorea; Rhabditida; Oxyuridae. The record is from the annotation of a GenBank genome assembly.
AUGUUUGAAAAAUGUUGGUAUGAGACUGCUGAAAAUAAACUUAUCAUUUGGGAAGGCGUUUGUGCUUUUUGGCAUCCUCUGGACAAAAAUGUUACCCUGGUAAAACUUGGGCGCUCUAACGAAGCAACUUUUUUAUCAUUUGGUCUUUGGAAUAGAAAAAUAACUUCUGAAGGCUAUUGGAUGUGUGCUGAGCUUUGCGGCUGUUAUGCAGAUGGAACUAGAUUUUUUUAUCACAGCAAAUCUCCUACAGAAGCCAUACACUUACUAACGGAGGUGUCGCUGCGCUUGGGCUCUGAACUUCAGGACUUAACAAUCAGAAUUGAUCCAGACCCAUUUCGUAGAGAUAAUAAGCAGUGGAUAGAAGACCGUUUAAACGUUUGGCAGUCGCUGACUUCAAGCUUUCCUCUAACUGACUUCAAACUCGUAUUGGAUUCCAAUAUGCCACUGUAA